Messenger RNA from Ceraceosorus bombacis, 2643 nucleotides. Lineage: Eukaryota; Fungi; Basidiomycota; Exobasidiomycetes; Ceraceosorales; Ceraceosoraceae. The record is from the annotation of a GenBank genome assembly.
AUGUGGACAGUGGGAGUACGGUGACUGAUUUUCUGGAGGAAGAGCGUCGAAGAGGCAUCACGAUUCAAAGCGCUGCUGUUGGUCCUUUCAAAUGGAACAUUAGCCCUGCAGCAAUGAAUAUCGAGCGUCAAGAUCAGCAAGAAAGGACUGCAAAUGCAAAUGCAAAUGCAACUGCAACUGCAACUGCAUCGCCAUCUUCAUCCGCAUCCGCAUCCGCAUCCGCAUCCGUGCCCAGCAGAGCUAACAUCACCCUGGUGGAUACGCCGGGACAUGUGGACUUUACCAUCGAGGUGGAGAGAGCACUUAGAGUCGUAGACGCUUGCGUCGUCGUGCUGGACGGCGUGGCGGGCGUGGAAUCUCAAACGAGGAACAAUUGGAACAUUUCUGCUCGGUGAGUCUGGGCGUUGGCUUGUAUGCGGCGAGGCACAGGAAGCAAAACCGUUUGGCUCACGUUGACGUUGCCCCCGCUCCUUCGCAUGUGUGCGCGCGUCCCACGCUGGCACGGCCACGGCAGGUAUGGACUACGAUCUCACAUGGUCUUCAUCAACAAGCUGGACCGAGCUGGUGCAUCCGUCUCUCGUUGUCUACGCUCCAUCAUCCGCACCCUUCAUCCCCAACCUCUUUUGCUCCAACUACCCAUCCCAGCUAUCAAAGCCUCCUCGGCCGAAAGCACAACCCUGGCAGGUCUCAUCGACCUCCUUCAUCUUCGCGCUCACACUUAUACAGGCGAAGCGGGCGAGGUGAUGAAAAGUUUGGAGUUGCAAGAGGCGAUGGCAGAGGGACUUGUGCAAGAGGAAUUGGCGAGGGAGUGCAAGAGGGCUAGACAUGCCCUGGUGGAGAGCGCAGCUUCUCUGGACGAUGAGCUGUUGGAAGAAUUGUUGGAUCUGGAUGCUUCAUCUCAACGCGCAACAAGCACAGCUUCUGCUCACGACAAGGUAUCGGCGCAAAGCUUGCUAAAGGCUCUGCGUCGCCUCGUUCAGCGAGGAACAGCAUUGCCUGUUCUGCUAGGUAGCGCGAUGAAGGGCAUAGGAGCACAAGACGUCCUCGACUAUGUAGUGCAGCUCUUUCCUAGUCCCGAUCAGGCUGGCGAUCCGGACGCUUCGAGGCAGAGGGGCAUCAAAGAAGAGAGCGGUGCCGUUUGGGCUGAACUUUCGCCAGAAGCGGAUAACGGCAAGGGCGGCAGAACGACGAGAAGGGGAAAUACGUCGACAAUUGCAUCGGGACAGACUAGAGGUAGAGGUGGCGGUGGCAGUGGCGCUGUGCAAGAAGCAACUCCUGUCCCUGCUGCCGCCAGUGCUUUAUCAGGCGCAAGUCUGGACGCAGACAACCGCGUAGCCGUGAGCAUAAACGAUUCGGAGCUCUCGCUGCUCGCUUUCAAAGUGGUGCACGAUAAGCGCAGAGGUCCAUUGACUUUUGUGCGCAUCUAUUCGGGCACCAUGACUCGAAGCACUACGCUGUUCAAUACGAGUAGCGGAGAAAAGGAGAGGAUAAGCAAGAUGAUGCACGCUUUUGCGGAUCGGUACGACGAGACUUUGUCCUUGGGAGCGGGACAGAUUGGCGUGCUUUUCGGAUUGAAGGAUACUAGGACUGGAGAUACGCUGGUCGAUCUCAAAACUGUCAAUACAUCAUUUCCAAAGGCGAAAGGGAAAGCAGGAGCUUCGACGACGACGACAACGACAGCGAUGCAAACGCCUUGGGCUAGACAUGCCAAAAGACUUCGACUUAGAAAGGUGCAUGUUCCACCGCCCGUCUUUAGCAUGUCUGUCGAAGCUCGCUCCAAAUCGGACGAGGAAGGGGUGCACGAAGCCUUGUCCAUGCUAGUCCGUACGGAUCCCAGCCUUCGAUUGGAUCAGGGACAACAGCGGCAGAAGCAAAGACAAGGUUGGUCCGCAUCCACCUUUGACUCGUCCUCAUCGUCAGCAGCAGCAGAAAUGACGAGUUUGGGAUCGGCAGGAACGGGACAGACGGUGCUUUCGGGAAUGGGAGAGCUGCACUUGGAGAUUGCCAAAGGACGCUUGACGGAAGAGUUUGGAGCGAAUGCGAGGAUGGGAAGCGUCAGGGUAUCGUAUAGGGAGACUUUGAGAGACGAGACGAAAAUCUGCACGGUCAGCGAGGUGCUGGACAAGGAUGUGCUGGGAAAAAGGCUCAAGGCGGCCAUCACGCUGGAUGUGAGGAGGCUUAGGCAAGAAGAGGAGGAAGAAGAAGAAGAGACGGAUGAGUUGGAAAGGUUGGGAGGUGGCAAUAGACUCGAAAUUCGACUUGGAGAUGCGGAAUUUGGAAACGAGUCUAGAUCGGCUGCGCAAAAGGCGGAAAGCAUUGCCAGACAUGAGAAAGGAGGAGGCAAACAAUUCGUGGAGGAGGAGGAGCAGUCUACAGGUGCUGCGGGUUCAGGCAGCAACAGUGGCAGCGCAUCUGCAUCCGCAUCCGCAUCAUCGCCCAUUCAUCCCGAUACGCUCACUCCUCAAGCUAUGCGCCAAGCAUUGCGAGCAGGCAUAACCGCUGCGCUCUCUCGCGGUCCGUUGACUUCCAACCCGAUAGAAGGUCUGCGCAUCACUUUGCGAAGUCCUCAAACUUUCGGAGCAGAAUUCACGCCGGCUAGAGCUCUUUCCAUCGUUGCUCGUACUGCUCUUUUGCGCGCCCUGA